UUUUGCCCCCAGAGUCUUGGAGGCCAAGCAAGUGGAAAGAAAUGCACAAGAAUUGUGAAGAGAAACAAGAACACAUAUUUACAUAUAUAUAUAUACACACAUAUAUGUAUAUAUAUUAAUGAGAUUCAAUAAAUUGAAGUGAAAUGGUUAUGAUCACAUGGCGAGUUUGAUGGAACACUCAACAUCUACUACUAGUAUUACCAACAACAAAGUGCAAAUCCAAUCUCAUCAACUUGUGCUUCCUUCUUCUUCAAUUCCCACCAAGGUACAACAACCAAGCAUCCUAACCGAAACAUCAACAACAACAACAAUAACCGCGAGUCGAUUCAUGAGAAGACUCUUGGGAUUUCUUUUCCUCCUCUUUCACCUAAUCCUGAUUACUGCCCUAGUAAUCUUCCUAGCAGUGCAAGGCCUCCGCUCCGGUCAUCUCCACGCGACCAAAUGGUACCCGCCGCUUCUCACUUCCACAGCCUGUGCUGCCAUUCUUUCUUCAGUAUGGCAAUGGCUCGCAGACAUCAACACUUCCAAAGCAUUCAAGGCAGCCUUUUGGGUUAGCCCCUUGUUGACAUGUGCAAUUGCUUUGCUCCUUCUUACCAUUGGCUCUUCAGUAAGCCUGGGAGCAGGCAUGGCUGCACUCCUCUGCUCGGUCGUUCUGUCACUCUAUGGCUGCUGGGCCAGUCCCCGAUUUGAUUAUGCGAUUCGGGUUUUGAAAAUUUCCAAUUCUGCUUCACCUCCGCCCAAAGCUACUUCCUUGGUCUUGCUAUCAAUGCUUGUGAGUUUUCUUUACUCUUGCUUAUUGGUGAUUGGUAUUGGUGGAGCAAGGGCUUUGGGGACCAAGUUUGAGGCCUUGUUCAUCUCAAUAAUCCUGCUAAGCCUGGCUUGGACUAUGCAAGUUAUGAGGAACACAAUGAUGGCUUCAAUCACACGUGUGAAGUACAUGUAUUUGGUGUGUGGGAUUGAUGUCGACGCACAUGUUGCGCUCCGCGACACGCUUUGGCACUUGAUGGGAAGUGUGUGCAUAGGCUCGUCACUCGCGCCGGUUCUAGGACUCAUCUGGGGUUCCUCUAGAGCCAUGAAAUUGGUUGCAGGGGACACGGAUGAGUUUCUGUUUUCGUGCGCCAAUUGCUAUGCGGGGGUUGCUUCCACUCUGGUGAUGUAUGGGAAUAGAUGGGGCUUUGUUUAUGUGGGAGUCUACAAUAGGGGCUUUGUGCAGGCAUCAAUGGAUGCGUGGAGCGUGUUCAGAAGGACCGAGUUGGAAAUGCUGAUCGAUUCGGAUCUAAUGGGAUCUUUCUGUUUCCUCUCUGGGGUGGCAGUGGGUGCAAUCUGCAGCCUAGUGAGCGGAUCAUGGGCACUAGCGGUUCACAAGAGCUACGCAACAGAACUUUCACUUUAUGCCUUCUUCAUUGGUUACUUCAUGAGUCGGAUAGCCAUGGCAUGGCAACAAGCAAGCCUCACAGCUUACUACGUGGCUUACGCUGAGAAUCCACAAAACUCGCGGUUUGACUCCACCAUUCCAUCUCGCAUUCAAGAGCUUCGGAGAGUUCAAGCUUGAUAAGCACAAGCCAAGAACAACGUCCUAACUAAUACGCCAGAAGUAGCUGCUUGAAGAUUUUCUUUUAACCCAGUUUUCUUUUCCAAUUCUUGUAUGGACUUCGAACAUAUGAACUUGUAACAAAAUAAUAGAUUUUGUUUUA
This is a messenger RNA of Morus notabilis, 1694 nucleotides long. Its product is annotated as protein PNS1. Lineage: Eukaryota; Viridiplantae; Streptophyta; Magnoliopsida; Rosales; Moraceae. Gene Ontology annotation, biological process: transmembrane transport. Gene Ontology annotation, cellular component: membrane. The record is from RefSeq and is a predicted model, not a curated record. The transcript is spliced from 4 exons. Gene Ontology annotation, molecular function: transmembrane transporter activity. Bases 158 to 1552 code for a protein of 464 amino acids.